CGCACGCAUUGAUGGCCGGGAGCUUGUUGCUUCCCCACACAUUUCCUACCUCACAGCUUCUUGUCGCCUGUCGCGCGGUGAUGGGAUGGUGCAGUAACGCACGCGACAAUGGCACCUCAGAAGCGCCAAUACGGCGAUCUCGGAAAUGAGGGCUCGCCACUCAACUCACCACGGAACGCAUACUCGCCUUCUCUCACUCGCUACACCAAUCCGUCUUCGUCGCAAGGAUACGCACUCUCUUCGCCAUCACAGCAUUAUGAACGUACACCGAAACAGCCGCGUACCGCCCUAAAUGCGCAUCCCUCGCGACUGGCAACCGGCUCUUCGCAUGCUGACGCCCUAGUCAUCGAUAGUGACGAUGACGACGACGCUUCGCAGGAAGCACCGGAGUCGACUCAGGCCUACAACGAGCAGCAGUACAGCUAUGGCCUCUACGGCAUGCUUCACAACAAGAUUGUAGGCGUCAGGUUCCACAAUGGCUAUGCAACGGUCGGAGAGAUGGUCAUUUGCAGGCGCCAGCCGCAGAAUCGAUUCGACAGAAACGCCAUCGAAGUUCUCAACGUGCAAGGCGAGCAGAUCGGUCACAUACCGAAGACCUGGGCUGCAAAGCUGGCCAAGUACAUGGAUAAUCGCAGCCUCCUUGUGGAAGCGCAAAUCAUCGGACCUAAGGGCGAUUUCGACUGCCCGAUUGAGAUCAGGCUGUACGGAACGAACGAGCCAGUUGAGCGUGAGAAACUCAUGGCUCAGAUGAGAGAAGAUAAGCUUCCAGUCGGACACGCGGCAGAUCGUAAACGCAAAGACGCAGCAGCUCAGAAGGAGAGGCACCGACUGGCCAAGGAGGCUGCCAAGCAGGCGAAGCAGCAUGGUGGGGCUAUUGUAGGUGUCGGCGAAGGUCAAAACUGGGAGAACGGCAUGAGUGACUACAUGGCUGGCUCUACACAGUCCGACGGCACGGGACCAGGGCCUAGUCUGAUGGAUAUAAUUGGCGCCAGCGAGCGCUUCAACCCCAGGAACUUCGAGAACGUUGUCGAGGAGUUCGGCGUCAAGGAGCAAGAUCUUGCUACUAUGGCCAAGGCGGCGCAGCCUAAGGCCCUUCAUACUGAGAUGCACCCUUUCCAGCUCCAAGGACUGCACUGGAUGCUAGACAAAGAAUCUCCACAGCUACCAGUUCAGGGCUCGAACGAUAUUGUGCAGCUCUGGAAGCGCCACGCUCGUAUGCCCGACGCCUUUACAAAUGUGGCCACGAACUAUUCUGUCACCAAUCCAAAGCUAGCUUCUGGAGGUAUUCUAGCAGAUGACAUGGGAUUGGGUAAAACCAUUCAGGUCAUUUCGCUCAUCAUGGCUGAUAAAGAGCUGGGGCGCCGAGCCUCUGGUGUUGCUGAUGCUACGCUCAUCCUAGCACCAGUCUCUGUCAUGAGCAACUGGACCACGCAAAUGAAGAGGCACAUCAAGCCAGAACAUGCCCUCCGCACCAUGUUCUGGCACGGCACGCGCAAAGAGCCUAUCACACCCAAGCAGAUCGAAAACUACGAUGUGGUCAUCAGCACAUACGAGUCGGUAUCGGCAGACUGGUACUCGCAGAAGAGUUCGGCACUGCCUAAGAAAUCAGGCCCGUUCUCCAUAACGUGGAGGCGUAUCGUCCUCGAUGAAGGCCAUAACAUUCGCAACCCCAAGGCAAAGAAGACCAUUGCCGUCAGCAACCUACUGGCCCAGUCGAGAUGGUCGUUGACAGGUACGCCAAUCAUCAAUAACCUCAAAGAUCUUUAUAGUCAGGUCCGAUUCCUUCGCCUUUCGGGUGGUCUUGACUCUUUUGAGAUCUUCCACGGCGCCAUCUCUCGUCCUGUGCUGGCUGGCGAUCCACGAGGCAACAAGGCCUUGCAGAUGCUCAUGGGUAACAUCUGCUUGCGGCGCAAGAAGGAAAUGUCAUUCAUCGACCUCCGCCUACCUGAGCUGUCCGAGUACGUCCACAAGUUCAAGCUUCAUCCACACGAGCAAGAGAAGUACGACGCAUUGGAGGCACAGGCCAAGGGUACUCUCGACAUCUACAGAAACAACAUUGGCAAUCAGAAGGCUCAGAAUACUUACCGUCACCUCCUCGAGGUCCUCCUCCGCAUGCGCCAGCUGUGCAACCACUGGCAACUUGUCGGCGAGGAGCGCCUCGAUUCGAUCAUGAAGCAGCUCGAGGCCGAAGGUGUUGUCGACCUUACCGCAGAGAACAAGGAGGCUCUGCAGAAGAUACUUCAACUGUCCAUCGACUCUCAAGAGGACUGUCCGAUAUGCUUCGACACCUACAAGGAGCCUGUAAUCACGAAAUGUGCACACAUCUUCUGCAUGCCUUGUCUAGAGCGAGUCAUCGAACUGCAAGGCAAAUGUCCCAUGUGCCGCGCAGCCCUCGAGUCAGUCAGUUCCACAACCGUCGAGCCGGCCGUCGAAACGUCCGCAAAGCCCGAGCCCACGCCGGAACCCAAAGCAGACAAAGCCUCUCUUUCUCAAAAAACAAGUAGCAAAGUCGAGCAGCUCCUACAAAUUCUCGCCGCCAACCGGGAAGACAAGACAAACAAAACUGUUAUUUUCAGCCAGUGGACAUCAUUCCUCGACCUCAUCCAGGUGCACCUAGCAUCAGCAGGUUGCAAAUACACGCGCAUCGACGGCUCCAUGAGCGCCGUGGCCCGCGACGCCGCCCUCGAAGCCCUCGACAACGACCCAGACAUAACCAUCAUGCUCGCCUCGCUCUCCGUGUGCUCUGUCGGCCUCAAUCUAGUCGCAGCUAACCAGGUCAUCAUGGCGGAUAGCUGGUGGGCACCUGCCAUCGAAGAUCAGGCAGUCGACCGCGUACAUCGCCUGGGCCAGAAGCGCGAGACUACUGUGUUCCGUCUUGUUGUUGAGGGCAGUGUGGAAGAGAGAGUGCUGGGUAUCCAAAGCGAUAAGAGGAGGUUGAUGGCUAUGGCAUUCGCGGAGAAGGAGGGGGGAAAGAAAAAGAAUAUCCGCAGUGGUGGGCUGAGCGAUCUGACGAGGUUGCUUGGGCAGUGUGAGGACGGUGAUGGUGCGGCUGCAACUGCUAAUGCAAGUGGCAGUGGCAGUGGUAGUACCGGCAGCGGUGGCGGUGGAAGAGGACGAAUGAAGUGAUCUAAGUGACUGUAUAUGACGAUCAUAUGAGGGUGCUCGUUGUUGAACGAGUAUGCAAGGCGUUAUUGUUUUCCAUGGUAUACCCGGUACAAAGGGUCUCUGAAUUCUAGUCCGAUACUAUUCUGCAAAUGCGCGUUUACCAAACAAACCGUGGAGCAUCGUGAGCUCCAUUUCAUCCUCAUCAACGGCCUCCAGACUCCAGCUCUACCAAGAACGCACGUGCGGGGAUGAUCUGGGGAAGGUAACAGCGCUCGAAACGCGUCU
Didymella exigua CBS 183.55 is the source of this 3390-nucleotide messenger RNA. RefSeq lists its product as uncharacterized. Gene Ontology annotation, molecular function: nucleic acid binding; ATP-dependent chromatin remodeler activity; ATP binding. NCBI's taxonomy places the organism in Eukaryota, Fungi, Ascomycota, Dothideomycetes, Pleosporales, Didymellaceae. The coding region runs from base 109 to 3126 and encodes 1005 amino acids. The record is from RefSeq and is a predicted model, not a curated record. The transcript has a single exon.